GAAUUGAAAAUGAAAUUGAUAAGACACAUCUUUUAAAAGAUUUUGAUAAUAACGUUUCGAAAAAGUAGGUCGGAAAAAUCCCCUUAAAAAAGUGAAUUAAAUAUAAACAGCAUUAAGCAAGGAAACGUAUUAAAACUAAUUAAAGUCUAGUCAUUUAAUAUAGAACACUAGUUACCUUUUUCCAAAAAAAAUUAAAUUCUUCCAAGCUCGGCUUUAGACUCUCUGUGGAUUUGGUCUGUAUUAAUAUUAAAACGAUAUGUCAUUUAAAAUAUUUACGCUUAUAUUAUUAACCGAAAUUUUUAAUUUCGAUGAAUGUCUCACAUCCAAUAUAAUCUUUCCACAAAUCGAUGACUUCCCCACGGAAUGCAGUUUACCUGAUGGCUCUGACGGUACUUGUCGCAAUCUGAAAUAUUGUCCAAGAGCAAUAACGGCUAAAAAUAUAACUGUCUGCUAUUACGAACAAUUUGAACAGUUUGUUUGUUGCAAAAAUAACCUUUGGUCUGAUGUCACGAAUAGACCUAUAACAAGAGCAUGUGAAGGAGAAAUUCCGGUCAAUACAAACUUCUUGAAAAGGAGCGGCACUAAUAUCCACGUUCCUUACGUCUUGCGAGGCUUAUACACAUAUCUUGGUGAAUUUUCAUAUAUGGCGGCCCUAGGUUGGAACAUGUUAUUCGGAGAAAAUGCAUACGAUUAUAAGUGCGGUGGGGUUUUAAUAUCCGAUAAAUACAUUUUGACGGCAGCUCAUUGUGGGCUUUUGAAUGGGGCACCUCCUGCCGUGGCGUUACUUGGAGGCUCGAAUUUAAACGAUACCUCUUCAAAGCCAGUAAAAAUCGAUGAAAUCAUUUUUCAUCCUGGCUAUAAAGCAAACGAGAGCUAUCAUGACAUUGCGUUAAUUAAACUGAAAGAUUCAGCUUCGGAAAAUACGAUUUGCUUAUGGGGCAUAUACUCUUUGAAUGAUGUCAAUGUAACGGCAGUUGGCUACGGGCACACAGAAUUCGCUGGAAUGGGUUCACCAACAUUACUUAAGGCUUAUUUAACGGUUAUACCAAACGGAGAAUGUGGUUUACAUUACAGAACAGAAGAAAGUCUCC
This is a messenger RNA of Glossina fuscipes, 1091 nucleotides long. RefSeq names its product serine protease snake-like. NCBI's taxonomy places the organism in Eukaryota, Metazoa, Arthropoda, Insecta, Diptera, Glossinidae. The record is from RefSeq and is a predicted model, not a curated record. The annotation marks the transcript as partial. Gene Ontology annotation, molecular function: serine-type endopeptidase activity. Gene Ontology annotation, biological process: proteolysis. The transcript is spliced from 6 exons.